Durusdinium trenchii is the source of this 3864-nucleotide messenger RNA. The record is from the annotation of a GenBank genome assembly. NCBI's taxonomy places the organism in Eukaryota, Dinophyceae, Suessiales, Symbiodiniaceae.
AUGGACUUUGCAUUUGGAGAUGCCGAGUUUGGAGACGCUUCUUUCGCAUCCUUCAGUGGCGAGAAUUCCUUUGAGGUGCCUGGGUGGCUUUCGGAUCAGCAAGAAUCCAAGGCACCCGGAGAUAGUUUGGCAACAUCCAGCGGGCGCAGGGUCAGCUUCAGCAAUGAGCCUCCUGAGUCUCGAACAUUUCCUGUCUUUGCAGAUCAAGUAGCAAAUGCCUCCAAGUCAAGGCAGGAUGCCUUGGACUCAUGGGAAGAUUUCCCUCAUGAUGAAGUAUUUGAAGCAAUGCAAGCCCCGGCCAGACAAGAACUCAGCUCAGAGAUGGAGGAUUCUGCUUACUGUAGACACUGUGGCAGAGGAGCAAACUUUUCUGCGCCCAACACCGCUGGCAGCCAACCCAAUCGAUCAACGCACGAAGUCAACGGGUUUGACAAUUACAGUGCAGGGUUUGGUGCUGCACUGGACGACCCCUUUGAUAUGCCCAAACCAAUGGAGAGGAGAUUCUCCUUCUCCCUCACCGAUAUGCCAGAUGCACAGAUCCGCUCUUUGGGCCCCCCUCACCAUGUCAUGGACCCGUACAGGGAAAACUUAGAUCUGCAAAAGUGGAAUCCAUUGAAUGGCAUCAAGCGACAUUGGGCUCCCAGCCACGCUGAAUUCCAGCAGCUUGUUGGUGGUGCUGCCACGGCUGCUUUGUCAUCCGGCACACACCCGGCAUCUUUGCAGAUGCUUGGAAGCCUCAAUGAAGCACAGAAAGCGGAACUCCGAGCCCAGGAUCUAAGGAAGAAGAUUGCUCAUUUGGAGUCAACCAUUGGAGACCACAGAGACCACAGUGGGGGCCAUGUGACCAUAACCGCUCCUUUGUGCCAUGAUGGUUUGGGCAUUGUCUUGCAUGACCUCACCGUCACUCAGAUCAUUGACCCCAUAGCUGCGCAAGCCGGUUGGGCGGUUGGCGACAGCAUUUUGAAGGUGAACGGAACAACGAUUCUACACUCUGUGCAGCUUUCUGGUGAACUUGCAAAGGCAAUGAGCGCGCAUCGGGCAGUUGGACGACCCAUGGUUGUUGAGGUGUGGAGACAUCCAGAGCAAGUGCCAGUCAGAGCAUCCCUCUCGUAUGCAAGGCCAGCCCCGCAUGGCUAUGGAUCAAGCGAGCCCAUGGCUCAUGUGGCAGCCCCCACAGUCGUCAUGGGCAACAACUACUGGACUGGUCCUAAACUUGUGUCUCCAGAGAUCUGGACAGGUCCACAGGAUGCAGCUCAGCCUAAAAGUAGCUGCGACUGCUACGUGAUGUGGCAAUCCAUCGUGCAUGCAUUCCUGGCCAAAGCUGCAGGAACAUCGCCUGAAAUUCUGAAAAGCACGGCUCGCAGAGUCCGGGUGAGCGCCCUCCAGCGAAAAGUCGCGUAUUUGGCAUUGAAAGCACAGUGGAAAUGGAACGAGGUUGAGAACAUUUGCCAGCGCUUAAGUGAAGAAUGGCAGCAACCUCCCUUGAUAGCGCUCCUGCUGCCAUCAACAGCUGGGGGAUCAGCUUGGCAAGCCUUGGAGAGUCUGUCAGAGAAAGUGGUGAUUGAAGGCUUUGCUGAGACCACAUACUGCGGAGCUGAUGUAUGUCUAUGGGUGUUGAGGUGGGCCUGCGAGAAUACAAGGACAGACCCCCCGGCCAUAACCUUGGAAAUCUUUGCUUCGUAUGUCACCGCCGCAAUGGCCAAGUUUCAUCCUCGAGACUCUGGGCCUUUCCUGUGGCCGCUGCAUGACAAAGACAUAGCGUCUGCGAUUGCAAUGUGUGAGUAUGUUGGAGGGGAUGCCCCAUGGUGGAGAAAAGUCUUAUGGGGACUGCGGAUUGUGCAGCCACCAGGCGGGACAGUGCUAGAAGAGUGCAUAUUGGAUCACUAUGGCCGGGAGGUCGGCUAUGUGUUUGCAUGGGCAAACUUGUUUACCCGCAGCUUGUGGGUGUUAACGAUCCUAUGCUUAUUCUUUUACAUUUGUGGGGCUCGAGCGCAGCUUGGGGGGUUCCAGGGCGUGCUGUGGUAUGUCAUGCAAUUCUGCAUCCUUUGCUGGGCCAUAUGUUUGAACGCUUUGGCUGGGUCAAGAAAAUCUGUGUUGAGAAGUGGCGGCGGUGGUGGUUUCACAAAUUUUCGCGCCCAGAACAAUCGCACAAAUGAAGUGCGCACGAAUGAGUCUUCUCUGCCUCCUGGUUCGGGACGACGUAGCAGAUCAGAACGCCAAGCACAAGAAGACAAGCCAACUAUGCAAGGAGCCAAAACGACAGCGCUUGAUGCUUUGCAAAGAGAAAGUUGGGUCACUACUGGGGAGCGGCCGGUUGUGACUGCAAACACGCAUACAUGGCAAGACAGGCGAAGUUCGGCCAAAGAUGCCCUUUGCCCAUCUCGACUGAUGGAGGGCGUUGAGGAGGUCCCACAGAACCGCCGUCGGGAGGCGGCCGAGAAGCUGCAGCGAGCUCUUCUCAAGGCAAAAUUCCUGGGUUGGGAAACCAAACAGCUCAAAGUCCGACGGCUGAAUCCGGAUUAUUCGGAGUGUCGUCGUCCCAAAGUUUGGGCGAUAUUUGCAUUUUUGGUGACCGUAGCUGCCAUGGUGCUCUUUUUGCUUGCGGCGGUUCUGAUUUUGUUCUUCUUCUUGAACUUGAAAUCCCAUUUGAUUUAUGUCUGGGGCGAUUGCCUGCGGCAAGGCUGCAACAAUCCAGUGCAAGUACAUGGAAUGAAAGGAUUUUUCGCGGACAUAUCUGCAGACAUUGGACUGGCAUUGGUCUUUGUCGUGUUGUUGGGGGAAGUUUGCAAAGUUCUGGCUUUGCACUUGGCCAAGCUGUGGAAUUUCAAGUACAUGCGACAGCGGCAGUACUUGCAAGCCAUGCUUUCCCUUGGCAUUGAGGUGCUGGCCAAGGUUGGUGUUUUCUCCUUGAUAGCAUUCGUUUUUCUACCUGGCUGGACUUCCGACUCUGGCAAGGACGUUUUGCCCGACGUGCGUGAGGUUUGCUCUGGCUAUGUGGACUACCAGAUUUGCAAUUGGAUGUCGAAUUGCUCGGAGGAUGAUCCAUUCUGCUGUGCUGGUUCUCUAUUGUGCGCCAAAGACCUUCUUAGAUUCGAGCAAAGACGCGACUUGUUCUACUUGUGGCUUUUUGGCCCAUUCAUUGUGUGUCCUUUUGUGGACAUGAUCCCGGCGGUGUUGGCACCCUUGAUUGCCAAGCGGCUUUCCAGAUGGGCUGAAUAUGAAGGAACACAGGCUAGCAAGCAAGGACUCUGCGGAGCUUGCUUUCGGUGCUUUUCCUGGUUUUGCUGCUGCUGCUGCGGAAAACCAUUGUCACGAUUGCUUGGUUUGAUUUUUGUGCUCGAUGCCGAGGUCACAGGCUUGCGCUAUUUAUGCCGUGGUCAAACCUUUGGCACAACUGAGCUGGACAUGUCCGAUGUCGAGGACAAUGAUUGCUGCGAGCGUUGUAUAGAUGGGCCUUUUGAGCAAGUGGUGCUCAGAGAGUUUGAUGCAUUGGAUGAACUUAAGGACCUGAAGCUGAACUUUCUGUUCGUGGUCCUUUUUGCGCCAGUCCUGCCAUGGGCCAUAAUCCCAACGCUCUUGGCGAGAGUGAUGGAGGUGCGGUUGAAAAUAACGAAACUCUUCCUGGUCCGUCGCCGCAGCUUUCCUCGAGACGCGCAUCUCAUCCAUAGUACCCAAGAGACAUUUACUGCCAUCGUGACAGCUUUCACAGUGUUCUGGUAUUUGGGGCUAUCUUUAGUCACCUUCAACAACCAGCUUCACACAUGGAAUCUGCCAGAGCUCCUACUGACCUGGUUGGGAUCUGGACUUUUGGGAUUGAUGCUGGUAAGUCUGGUGGUUCGCCUUUUGCGGAGGCGUCUUGAAUAA